UCUAGUGCUCUGCUUAGACGUCAGCCAGCACCGGUUGGUUGUGAAAAGCCCGAACUGAUUUCUUUUUCCUGCUUCCCAUUAUUUUGGCUUAAUAAUGGCCAAAAGGAGCUCUUUGUUCAUUCGAAUAGUGGAAGGGAAAAAUCUACCAGCCAAAGACAUUACAGGCAGCAGCGACCCUUACUGCAUUGUGAAAAUUGACAAUGAAGCCAUUAUCAGGACAGCCACCGUGUGGAAAACUCUAUUUCCUUUCUGGGGCGAAGAAUACGAAGUCCACCUCCCCCCCACCUUCCACUGCGUGUCAUUCUAUGUCAUGGACGAAGAUGCACUCAGCCGGGACGACGUCAUCGGGAAGGUAUGCAUCACCCAAAGCCUGUUGGCUGAGCACCCAAAAGGCUAUAACGGCUGGCUGAACCUCACCGAAAUUGACCCAGAUGAGGAAGUUCAGGGGGAAAUCCAUCUCCAGAUUGAGAUCGUUGGCAGCGGUGCCGUGAGAAAGCUGCGCUGCACUGUGUUCGAUGCCAGAGAUUUGGCUCGGAAAGACAGAAACGGAGCCUCUGAUCCCUUCGUCAGAGUCCGCUAUAAUGGCAAGACGCAGGAAACUUUGGUGAUCAAAAAAUCUUGCUACCCAAGGUGGAACGAGACCUUUGAGUUCGACCUGGAUGAGUCAGCCGUGGAGAAGCUCUGCGUCAUCGAAGUCUGGGAUUGGGAUCUCGUCAGCAGGAACGAUUUUCUAGGGAAGGUAGUAUUCAAUGUCCAAGGGCUACAAGCGGUCCAACAAGAGGAAGGGUGGUUUAUGCUCCGACCGGACAAAUCAAAGCCAAGACGGGAUGAGGGCAACCUGGGCUCCCUACACCUCCAGUUGCAGCUUCGGGAUGAGACGGUGCUUCCGUCCAUCCACUACCAGCCUCUUGUCCAGCUUCUGUGUCAGGAAGUUAAAGCAGGUGCCCAGGGCGGGAAAGUCCAUUUAAUAACCCUGGUUGACGACACCACGACCGCCGAGUGCAGGCAGGAAGUUGCCGUCAACCUUGUCAAGCUCUUCGUGGGCCAAGGGUUGGCCAAAGAGUUCUUGGACCUCCUCUUCAAGCUGGAACUGGAUAAAACCGAUGAGCCAAACACUCUGUUUCGGAGCAACUCUCUGGCCUCUAAGUCAAUGGAGUCAUUUCUGAAGGUGGCAGGGAUGCAGUACCUCCACAGAGUCCUUGGGCCGACAAUCAACCGAGUGUUUGAAGAGAAGAGAUGCAUUGAGCUGGAUCCCAGCAAAGUGGAGAGCAAGGAUAUUGGCUGCUCCAGCCUCCAUCGGAUCCAGAGCGAAAGCGACGUCAUCCAGCAGAGCGCUCAGCACCUUCGGUCCUAUCUCGGCGACCUGCUUGGCACCAUCGCCAAGUCUGCCAAGGCGUGUCCCGCCAUCAUCCGCGCCACUUUCCAGCUGCUCUUCAAGAGGGUUGGGGAGCAGUUCCCCGAAGAGAAGGACCAGAACGUGAAGUUCAUCGCCAUCACCAGUUUCCUCUGCCUUCGCUUCUUCUCUCCGGCCAUCAUGUCCCCCAAAUUGUUCCACCUGCAGGAGAAGCAUGCAGAUGCCCGCACCAGCCGCACCCUCCUGCUCCUGGCCAAGGCUGUUCAGAAUGUGGGGAACAUGGACGCCGGUGUCAGCCGCACCAAGGAACCCUGGAUGGCUCCACUGCAGCCCACUAUCCAACAGGGCGUCACACAGAUGAAGCGGUUCCUCCUCCAAUUGAUUGACAUUGAGGAGAAAGAAGAAUUAGACCCGCAGAAGUCCCCCUCUCUGCAGACCCAGGUUGUGAAAGAAGGGCCUCUGUUUAUCUAUAAGGCCAGAAGCAAAGGCCCUCUCCUCUCAUCCUCCUUUAAGAAACUCUACUUCUCCCUAACCAGCGAAGCCCUCACCUGUGCCAAGACACCAAGCUGCAAGAAAAGCUCCUUCAUCACGCCAGCCAGCAUCCGGGCAGCCGAAAAGGUGGAGGAGAAGAGCUUUGGCAACUCUCACGUCAUGCAGAUAAUCUACGCCAACGAGGCCGGCCAGACGGACACAGCUUACCUGCAGUGCAAGUGUGUGAACGAGCUCAACCAGUGGCUGUCGGCCUUGCGGAAGGUUUGUGUGAACAACGCAGGGAUGCUGUGCUCCUACCACCCCGGCGUCUUCCGAGGAGACAAAUGGAGCUGCUGCCACCAAAAGGACAAAGGCGGACUGGGCUGUGACAAAACCAGGCAUGGAGUUACUCUGCGGGAAUGGAAUGACCCCUUGGAUCCCGACCUAGAGGCUCAGUUGAUUUUCCGACAUUUGCUUGGGGUGCGAGAAGCAAUGAGGGAAAAAUAUUUGGAACUGUCAACUGUGGAGAAAAAUGAAAAUCUUCAUUUGACCCAGAAUGAAGACCCUGAAAAUGCCGACGGACCUAGCCGGCUUUUCCAGGUGUUGCAAGAUCUUGAAGAAAUUCACAGUAAGGAGCUUUCCCGGUUGAGUGACUUGGCCAACCAGGACCGAAAUCAUCUUGUGGAACUGCAGACGUGACUCUUCGCACAGGCUAGGCCCACUUCUGCCUCCUUCGGGCAGUUCUGCUGCCAAACAUCUGAAAUAGAGGGUGUUUCUCCUCUUUCUGUCUCUUUCUCUCUCUCUCUGGACUUGUGAUCAUCUGAUGGGAUGGAAAUAGGAUAGAGUGGCCCUGAUUCUCAUAACCUGCAUCACCUUUCCUUUUGGGAACGGCUCUCCCUGCCCAAGUCCUCUGAACUCUGAAGACAAAACUGAGAUCAAUUUAAGAGUCCCAACACAAAAGCAUUCAUCUUCACCACUCUGAAAAACAGCAACUAUCGGGUUGCCUUAUUUCAAAAAUUUUGGUGCUUUUUUAAAGGAAAACCCGCUAUGUUUUUCUUAUGCCCUAAACAACUACUGUAAAAGUUCAGCCCCUAGCCUUAAUGGAACAUCAAAGCUGGUUGUUUUAUUGCCUGUGAUUGUCAUCCAGAACUUGGCAUUCUUGAGAACUGCAGAUUUAACUGUUUGAAAAGAAUAAGAAAAAGUAGGUUUCUAGACCUCAUGACAGAGGUGCUUUUGAAAAUUCAUACUGGUGGUCUACUGUGUUUGAGGGUGAAGCAGUGAGUGACCAGAAGACAAGGCCUUGGCGUUGUAGUGGAUAGCUCAAUCAAGAUGUUAGCCUAGUAUGUGGCAGCGUGAAAAAGGUAAAUUCCAUGCUAGGAAAGAAAUUGAAAAUAAAACUGCCAGUUAUCCUAUUGCUGUUAAACAUAUCUAUGGUGCGGCCACAUUUUGAGUGCUGUGUCGCCUCGCCUAAAAAGGAUAUCGUAGAGUCCGAAAACAUUCAGGAAAGGGAAAGCAAAAUUAUCAAGGGAAUUCUCUCUUUCAUUUCAAGAAAAGGCGAGCAAGAAGGUUCGCUUGAUGGAAGCAUAUAAAAUUCUGCAUGUCAUGCAGAAAGUGGAUAGAGAAAAGUUUUUCUCCCUCUCAUUAGGCUAGAACUUGUAGAUUCAGUGAAGCUGAAUGUUGGAAGGUUCAGAUAAAAGAAAGGAAUUCUUCAUGUGGCACAUAACUAAACUGUGGAACUCCCUUCAAAAGAGGAGAGGACUAUCAAUGCCUACUAGCCAUGAUGGUUGUUUAUCAUCCUCCACUGACGGAGGCAGCAGUGUUUCUGGAGACCAGUUGCUGGAAGCCACAGGAGGGGCGAGAGCUCUUGCGCUCGGACCCUGCUUCUGAGUUUCCCACAGGGAUCUAGUUGGUUGCUGUGAGAACAGGUUGCUGGGCUGUUCCAACAGGCUCUUCUUAGGUUCUCACGUUGCUCUUUAUUUCUUCCUUUUGUGGUCUUUCCACACGUACCCUUAGGCAGCUAGCAGUCUGAAUACUGGGAAAUGGGAGAGUGUGUCCUCUCAACUCCAUGGGAGUUCUUGCUGAUAUGAUGAGCAAUGGUCCUCCCAGAAAGGCCACAUUAUCUGGAAAAAGGGGUCCCCAGCUGGGAUUAAGGCCGGCCCUACCGUUGUCCAGGCCACUGCAGAUAACAGAUUGGAAUUAAAAGACAGAGCUGUCGAGAAAAGAGAGAGAACUGCAGCCUUGGCUUACAAGCUUAGAUGGCUUUAAAAGAGGCUUUGAGAAGUCCAUGGAGGAGAGGUCUACUAGCCAUGCUUAAAAGCAGUGUACCUCCCAAUGCCAGAUGUUGGUGACCUUGGACCAUGGAAGAGGGUUGUUAGCCUCAUAUCCUGUUUGUGGACUUCCUUGUUGGCCACUGUAGGGAAAUAGGGUGCUGGACCUGGUCUGAUCCAGCAGGACUUUCAUGACCUGAUUUGUAGUCUAUGGUUACUAUAAUAGGAGCAGAGGGGGAAACGGUGCCAUUCGAAUCUUCUGCCUCAAUCCUGCAAAUACCUCUGAGCUAGACUAGGUGGGAUGUAUAUAUUUCCAAGCUCAGCAGUAGCUCUAGCUACGGGAGGAAUUGUAAAAUUAUAUAAUUUGCAUGCAAUAAAACACAUGAGUAUAUGCCAUUGCACGGGACAGAAUAGUUGAAUGGAGGGUGUUGUUGGACUCCAACUCCCAUCAUCCUUGACCAUCAUCUGGGCCUGAUGGGAGCUGGAGUCCAACAACAUCCAGAGGACCACUUAUUCUUUAUCCCUGGAAUGGCUGUUUGAUCUGUCUGGACAGCUGUUCCUCCAAGCCAGCAGCUACUCUUGAUGUAGAAUAAAGUCUCUUUUAUCACA
Molecule: messenger RNA, 4701 nt
Organism: Lacerta agilis (Sand lizard)
Lineage: Eukaryota; Metazoa; Chordata; Lepidosauria; Squamata; Lacertidae
Gene: RASA4B
Product: RAS p21 protein activator 4B
Exons: 21
Coding region: 95-2524 (809 amino acids)
Biological process (GO): intracellular signal transduction; regulation of GTPase activity
Source: RefSeq, a predicted model, not a curated record